AUGUCCACCUUCUUCCAAAAGCAGCAGCAGGUGGCUGCGCUCGACCCGCGCCUAGGCGGCCUCAUGGCCAGUGCGGGUCUGUACAACCUAAAAGCACUCAUCAAGGCAAUUCGAUCGUGCAAGACGCUGGCCGACGAGCGUUCGCUGAUUCAGAAAGAGUCAGCCUCGAUCCGAACAGCUUUCAAAGAUGAAGACCCUUUCGCACGUCACAACAACAUUGCCAAGCUUCUCUACAUCCACAUGCUGGGCUACCCCGCACAUUUCGGUCAGAUCGAGUGUCUCAAGCUUGUCGCUACACCGCGGUUCACAGACAAGCGUCUCGGCUACCUAGGAAUCAUGCUGCUGCUCGACGAAAACACCGAAGUCUUGACGCUCGUCACCAACGGCCUCAAGAAUGAUAUGGAGCACUCCAAUAUGUACGUCUGCGGCUUGGCGCUCUGUACCUUUGCGAACAUUGCCUCCGAGGAAAUGUCGAGAGAUCUUUGUAACGAAAUCGAAAAGCUCAUGGGCAGCAGCAACACGUAUAUUCGUCGAAAGGCCGCGAUCUGCGCAAUGCGAAUCGUCCGCAAGGUGCCUGAUCUCAUCGAUCACUUCGUCGACCGCACCCAGCAGCUGCUUUCGGACAAGAACCACGGUGUCUUGCUCUGCGCUGUGACGUUGGCCAUCGAGAUCUGCCGUCAGGAUGAUGAAGCGCUGACAGUGUACAGACGCGCUGUACCAUUGCUCGUUCAGCACCUAAAGUCUCUCGUUACCACCGGCUAUUCGCCCGAGCAUGACGUGUCCGGCAUCACGGACCCUUUCCUCCAAGUCAAAAUCCUGCGUCUGCUCCGCAUCCUCGGAAAGGAGAAUGCUCAGGCAUCCGAGACGAUGAACGACAUUCUGGCUCAAGUAGCAACCAACACCGAAGCGAGCAAGAACGUUGGCAACAGUAUCUUGUACGAGACGGUGCUCACCAUCCUCGAGAUUGAUGCAGACAACGGCCUGCGCGUCAUGGCCAUCAACAUUCUGGGUAAAUUUCUGAGCAACCGAGACAACAACAUCCGCUAUGUGGCGCUCAACACGCUCAGCAAAGUGGUGUCGAUGGAUACGAAUGCUGUUCAGCGCCAUCGCAACAUCAUUCUCGACUGCCUGCGUGACGGUGAUAUUUCGAUCCGACGCAGGGCGCUCGAACUGAGCUAUGCGCUGAUCAACGAGAGCAACGUGCGCGUGCUUACGCGCGAGUUGCUCUCGUUCCUCGAGGUGGCAGACAACGAGUUCAAGCUGGGCAUGACUACGCAGAUCUGUCUUGCUGCCGAGAAGUUUGCGCCUAACAAACGGUGGCACAUCGACACGGUGCUGCGUGUGCUCAAGCUGGCCGGCAACUACGUGCGUGAGGAGAUCCUUUCUGCGUUCAUCCGCCUCGUGUGCCACACGCCUGAGCUGCAAGCGUACACGGUGCAAAAGCUUUUCUCUGGAUUGCACCAGGACUUUUCGCAGGAGAGCCUCACGCUGGCUGCUGUGUGGGUGAUUGGCGAGUUUGGCGAUGUUCUCAUCCAGGGAGGCAAUUUUGAAGACGAAGAGCUGGUGCGCGAGGUUCAGCCUAAGGACGUUGUCGACCUGCUCUCAUCGGUGCUCGACAGCCCGUAUGUCAACGGAUUGAUCCGUCAAUUUGUGCUCACCUCGCUGGCCAAGCUACACACUAGGCUGUCGGAUGCAUCGCAGCAGUCGCGCAUCGAGCAGAUCAUCGCUAGCUUUGAGACCAGUGUCGAGGUCGAGAUUCAACAGCGAAGUGUCGAGUUUGCAACUUUGCUCAAGAGGAGCGAUAUCCGCCAAGGCGUGUUGGAAAGUAUGCCUCCACCGGAGAUCAAACAGACGGUGUUGGGCACGGUGAGUGAGGCGAAGCCGGUGGGAUCGACGCGGUCGGAUAAGGAUGCGCUGCUGGAUCUGAUGGGUGAUGAGAUGCCAGUUACGAGCGGCGGUGGUACGGGUGCGGACAAUGCGCCGAGUGGUGCGACGCAGCAGAGCACACACGAUCUGUUGGCGGAUAUCUUUGGCGGUGGCGAUAUGGGUGGUAUGCCUUCUGCAGCGCCAGCGGCAAGUGCGUCGGCAGCGCAGAAGCCCAAGAGCUCGGUCAACGAUAUUCUCGGACUGUUUGGUGAUGGUGCAAGUGCGCCUGCUGCCGCAGCGCAGCAAGCACCCACUCCAGCACCGGCUGCUACAUCGUCCUACGGCGGGCUUGAUCUGCUUGGCGGCCUUGGAGCAAGUUCGUCCGCAUCCACCCCUGCUGCCACUCCCGCUUCGACUGUUGCCAAAUCGCACACAGUCUACACCAAGCACGGUCUCACCAUCACACUCACUCCCACAACCAACCCGGCGCGUCCCGAAAUCGUCCACAUCACCGCGCGCUUCACCUCGGCCACCUCGGCCAUCUCCAACAUCAACUUCCAGGCCGCCGUUCCCAAAACGCACAAAUUACAGAUGCAAGCCAUCUCCAACUCAACCGUCCAUCCAGACUCCACCGAAACCCAGCCUCUCAGAGUCAUGGUCCCCCCUGGUGCCGCCGUAAGGCUCAGGUUGAGAAUCGCCUUCCAGGUCGACGGUCACAGUGUGCAGGACCAGACCGAUUGGGCCCAGCCUUCCGCUUAG
Messenger RNA from Mycosarcoma maydis (corn smut), 2625 nucleotides. RefSeq names its product adaptor HA1/AP1 adaptin subunit gamma. Gene Ontology annotation, cellular component: Golgi apparatus; AP-1 adaptor complex; membrane coat. Gene Ontology annotation, biological process: intracellular protein transport; receptor-mediated endocytosis; Golgi to vacuole transport. The coding region runs from base 1 to 2625 and encodes 874 amino acids. The record is from RefSeq and is a predicted model, not a curated record. Gene Ontology annotation, molecular function: clathrin-cargo adaptor activity. NCBI's taxonomy places the organism in Eukaryota, Fungi, Basidiomycota, Ustilaginomycetes, Ustilaginales. The transcript has a single exon.